AUGUGGUCCAAAGUGAUGCUGGGCGUCACCCUGUCCCUCCUCAUCCUCCUGACGGUCAGCGGGAACGUGCUGGUGUGCCUGGCCGUCUGCGCCUCCCGACGCCUCCGCUCCCUCACCAACUGCUUCGUGGUGUCGCUGGCGGUGACGGACCUGCUGCUCGGCGUCCUGGUCCUCCCCUUCUCCGCCCUCCUCCAGCUCAACGACGAGUGGCCGCUCGGCCCCGUCCUCUGCAACUUCUACAUCUCCAUGGACGUCAUGCUGUGCACCGCCUCCAUCCUCACGCUCCUGGCCAUCAGCGUGGACCGCUACCUGGCGGUGACCAUGCCUCUCAGGCAUGCCUCGCUGGUGUUGCCAUGGAGAGUUGGGGUGGCCAUGGCGAGUGUCUGGACAGUGUCCGUGGCCGUGUCGUUCUUGCCCAUUCACAUGGGGUGGAACACAGUCAAUGGGACCGUGCAGAACCGUGGGCCCUGGGCUUCGGAGAACAAAUGUCGCUUUGAGCUGAACAGACCCUACGCACUGACUGACUCUCUUCUCACGUUCUUCCUGCCUCUGGUUGCUAUGUGCUGGACCUACCUCCAAAUACUCCGCAUUGCACGGGCACAGGCCAAGCGCAUCAUCAGUGCCCGACCCACUUGGAUCACUCAUUACAACAGCAGGAACAAUUCCUCCAGCAGCACCACCACAGUGGUGUCCAGUGUUACGGCGGUGGCUCUGCGGGAACACAAGGCCACAGUGACGCUGGCUGUAGUCAUAGGGGCUUUCGUUGUGUGCUGGCUGCCUUAUUUCAUCCUGUUCACAGUGCUGGGCCUAAUGGAGCAUCCAGACCCAAGCUCAGUUCAAGCAUAUUCGCCUGUGGUGUGGCUGGGUUACACCAACUCAGCCCUCAACCCUAUCCUCUAUGGAGCCCUCAACAGGGACUUCAGGUCAGCAUAUGCCCACCUACUGAGAUGUCAUUGCCCUAUCUACAGUGGAUGGAGGAGCCGACAGCCGUCUCCCACUAUCACAGCAGGCAGGGAGCAGCUCACAGAGGUGACGCUGCUGUGCGGAGCAGGUCUAACAGAUCAAAGCUUCAUGCUUCAAGAAAUGAACAGCAGGACAAACACAGCUACUAUCCAGAUUGCAAAUGGCACUACUGCCACAGAUGUUAAUGGCAAAGAAAGGUCGUGCUGAGCCUGUGCUGGUGAGGUGGAUGCUGUGGUUACAACACAGAACCAGAGGAGGGGGAAAAAAAACAAACACCAAACAGACACAAGGAUGGACCAAGAGAAGAUUUACAGCCCAACUAUUCGGAAGCUUUCAGUGCCACAGCAGACAAACAUAACACACCAGCAGUCACUGUGGCCACACUGUAGCAAACCAAAGCAGGAGAGAAUCGGGCGUCAGCA
Messenger RNA from Limanda limanda (common dab), 1385 nucleotides. It is a transcript of the gene hrh2a, whose product is annotated as histamine receptor H2a. Gene Ontology annotation, molecular function: G protein-coupled receptor activity. The record is from RefSeq and is a predicted model, not a curated record. Gene Ontology annotation, biological process: adenylate cyclase-activating adrenergic receptor signaling pathway. Lineage: Eukaryota; Metazoa; Chordata; Actinopteri; Pleuronectiformes; Pleuronectidae. Gene Ontology annotation, cellular component: membrane. The transcript is spliced from 4 exons. The coding region runs from base 1 to 1170 and encodes 389 amino acids.